Brassica napus (rape) is the source of this 1143-nucleotide messenger RNA. Its product is annotated as urease accessory protein G. Gene Ontology annotation, molecular function: GTPase activity; nickel cation binding. The coding region runs from base 315 to 575 and encodes 86 amino acids. NCBI's taxonomy places the organism in Eukaryota, Viridiplantae, Streptophyta, Magnoliopsida, Brassicales, Brassicaceae. The record is from RefSeq and is a predicted model, not a curated record. The transcript is spliced from 3 exons.
UCUUUACCUAAACAACAGCGUUUUGUCCCAAUAUCUCUAACAUCCAACUCUCGAAUCAAACGCAACAGCUCAAGAAGAGCUUCCACGAUGACGGCUCGAUGCGACGUAGCUACAAAAUCAGCUGAUUCGGUGAACGCAGAGUCUGAUCUUUCGGAAGAGGAGAUCGAAGCGAAGGCAAAGGUAGGAUCUUUGAUCAGAGUGACUGCGCCUUUGAAGGGUUAUCAUGUAAACCCCAUCCCGGAGGUUGAUUUGUAAGUUGUAAGCGACCACUGUGGAGAUAAGGUGGGGACACGUCCUGGGUAGGACCGGACGGGAUGGUGUACCAUUGCCACGAUGGACUCGCACCGCACUCACACGAACCCAUCUACUCUCCUGGUUACUUCAGCUGCCGAGCUCCUUCCCUCAAUGACCGUAACUUCUCUGAGAGAGCUUUAACCGUCGGUAUCGGCGUUCCUGUCGGCACAGGAAACUUUGAGUUUGGUGUCGGGUUGCAAAUGGGCAGUGGGAACUGGGGAAGAUACAGUCUACUUCCGCUGAAACGUCGCUUGUUAUGUUGUCUACUUCAAAUGCUGUGAAAGUGUUUACUGAAGAGCUUGUUCCAGCAAACCCAGAUAUUUUGGAAGGUGUUGCAGACCUUAUACGGCUUAGCUAUUUAAAUUAACCGUCUGUUAUUUAUAACCUUCGUGUCAGAUACUUGGAAGACUGAUAAAGGACCUCAGAAGAAAAGACAGCUUCUUCUCAGGGAGAAGGACCUCAGCCAUUGGGAAAUGUUGUGACCACAGACCUGCUGAGGUUGAUCAAAAAAAAAAAAGACCUGCUGAGAAUCUCGUCUUGUAGAAAGGUGGAUCCUUGUACUGGACCAGAGAAGUUGAUAAGGUCUUGUCCGGCUCUUGAGAGUUUGCAACUCAAAAAGUGUUGUUUGAAUGAUAAAGAAGGGAUGGGAGCUUCUUGGGGCACUAUAUUUUAUCUUCGAUGGAUCCUUGUCCUGGACCAGAGAAGCGUUGGAAGCUUCUUGAUGUUUUAUAUCAAUUAGGUACACUGAUGUUUUGUAUAAAAUGAUAUUAUUGAGAAAAAAUAUUAUUGAUUUUAUUUUUGUUGUGAUGUUUGGAAAACCAAAGUAACAUACUUAUAUUUAUUCGUGGA